AUGGUAGUCACUGCACAUUUUAUAGAUGAAGAGUGGAAGCUAGUAAGCUACAUAAAAAAAAUUAUCUCUUUUAUCCCUAUCACAUCACACAAGGGUGAGUAUAUUGCAAAAGCACUUGAAACUUGUUUGCUAGAGUGGGGGUUUAGGAAUGUGUUUACUGUGACAGUAGAUAAUGCUUCAUCAAAUGAUACUGGUCUUGGUUUUUUAAAAAGGAAAUUGUUGUCUUGGGGAUCAUCUAAUGUGAAGUGUAAGUAUCUUCACAUGAGAUGCAUUGCCCAUAUUCUGAAUUUGGUUGUUCAAGAUGGUCUGAAAGAGUGUGAUACUGCUGUAAAGAGGGUUAGGGAGGUUGUUAGAUAUGUCAGAAACUCACCUGCUUGGUUGAAUAAAUUUAGGGAUUUGUCAGACUUAAUUGGUAUUGAGCAGAAAUCUUCUUUGUGUCUUGAUGUGCCAACAAGGUGGAAUUCCACCUAUUUGAUGUUACAGUCUGCUGUUAUAUAUCAUAAAGUGUUUGAAGCCUAUGAAGAGAGUGACAAUUCAUUUAAAUCUGAUUUAGGUGAUUCUAUUCUUGAUUUUCUUGAUUGGGAUUCUGUGAACAGUUUGGUGAAAUUUUUGAAAUGUUUCUAUGAAAUGACUAUCAGAAUUUCAGGGUCCUUGUAUGUAACAUCUAACACCUUUUUUUCUGAGAUAUCUGAUCUGUUCUGUAUCUUGAAAAGCAUGGUGGAAGCUGAUGGGGCUGUGAAACUAAUGGGGGCUAACAUGAAAGCAAAAUUUGAAAAAUAUUGGGGUGAUAUAGAUAAAAUGAACUAUAUGAUUUUCUUUGCAAACAUUUUAGACCCCAGGGACAAGUUAGAAUAUAUGCCAACUCAGAUAAAUCAUAUGUGUGGUGAGCUAAAAGGCAAAGCUUACCUUGAGAAUUUGUUGGCUGCUCUGCAUGAAUUGUUUGAUGAUUAUGCUAUCAGUUACAGUCAUUCUGGUUCUGUUUCUGGUUUUGGUUCUAGUUCUGGUUCUGGCUCUGGUUCGGUUAGUCCUUCUAUUGAGACUGUUCAGUCUGCAUCUGCCCCAGUUGGGAGGCCACAAUAUCUGCUGAAGUCCCAAAUUAAGAAACAAAGAAUGGAAAGUGGUGGGAGGAAAAAAACUGAGUUGGAACAUUAUUUAACUGAGGCAAUAGUUGAUGAGGAAAAUUCAUUUGAUAUAUUGAGAUGGUGGAAGGUUAAUUUUGCAAGAUUUCCUAUCCUAUCUAAGCUUGCUAGGGAUGUCUUAGCUAUACCAAUCUCAACUGUUGCCUCAGAGUCUGCCUUCAAUACAUCUGGGAGGGUUUUAGAUCAUUUUAGGAGUUCUUUAACUCCUAAAAUUGUGGAAGCCUUGGUUUGUACUCAAGAUUGGCUUAGGCUGCCAAAUACCCCUCUAUCAAUUGAGGAGAAUCUGGAAGAAUUAGAAAGAUUUGAGAAAGAGUUUAAUGUUGAUGGUGGAAGUACAUCUGGUGGGAGGACUGCCGGUUCUUCACUUGCAACAAUUCCUGAAGAAGAGUAA
Ipomoea triloba (trilobed morning glory) is the source of this 1530-nucleotide messenger RNA. Its product is annotated as zinc finger BED domain-containing protein RICESLEEPER 2-like. The transcript has 3 exons. The record is from RefSeq and is a predicted model, not a curated record. Gene Ontology annotation, molecular function: DNA binding; protein dimerization activity. NCBI's taxonomy places the organism in Eukaryota, Viridiplantae, Streptophyta, Magnoliopsida, Solanales, Convolvulaceae. Bases 1 to 1530 code for a protein of 509 amino acids.